UGCCUUUCACUUUUCUCUCUCCCCCGGACCCCGCCCUGCCCUGCCCCAGCGUACUUCUUGGCUUCUCACUUCUUGUUUACUGAAGCCAACCGGAACUUCAGCAUCCUCAUCACAGUGCAGCCCUGGUUUCCUUCAAUCGGAACGGAGGUGUCUCUGUUCCCAGAACCAAGCAAGGAAAGGACUGACGUCUGCAGCUGGUACAGAUGGGAUACAUCCAACGAGAAUCAGAUCUUGGUUUAUCAACCACCGCCACGCACAAAAAUGCAGCAUACAAGUUCUUACACUGGGCGGGAGUCUGUGAGACCGGAUUGUUCUUUGCACAUCAGGAAUAUAUCAGUCAUGGAUAUCACCUAUUAUAUCAUAGAAAGAAACACGACUAAUUCAUCUGAAGUGGGGCAGGUAUUCUUAGUGGUCGUAGAAAAGGGAUCUAAACAGGAAAACUCCAGACAUCUCUCCGGAGGAGCUAUUGCGGGGAUUUUUGUUGCCUGCCUUGCUGGGUCCGUCUUCCUUGUAGCCCUGAUUUCCUACACGAACUUCAAAGGUUCCGUAGGACCUGUCGAGAACGAAGUAGAGCUGGUAGAGCUGUACCAGGCCCUGAGCCUGCAGGAGGCCCAGACAUUUUGCGCUCGUUUUUUUAAAAAGUGAAAAAAAGAUUCAAUUUUAGUCCAAAUUACCAUCUGCGUUCAAGUCUGGAAUAGCAUCAGUGAGUCCCAUGGAUUUUGUGUUCCAAGAAGAUGAGCUCUUUUUAUUUGAAAAUGAUGAUGGAAAAAUCAAGAGCAAUCUCAUGGCUUCUGAAGCACCAACCCUGAUGACUAUCCCAAACCUAAGGGACAAGGGGGAGGGAGAGCGAUCCUAUCUGCUUCAUAUCCACUGAUGAAAUUAAAAAAAUACAACCCAAUGCUCACUUCUGUCUGUAUUUCUACUCUUGUGCCAGGGAUGGGUCUCUGCAUAGUAUUAUAAUAUAGAACGAUAUUGUAAGUCACCAUGAGUAGUUUUGUAGAAAAGCAAUGAGAAGAACCAUUCAUGAAUGAGCAAGCAAGCAAGUAAAUCAGGUGAUGCAUUCUGGGCUUAUAAAUACACCCCUCCAUUGUUCUUGCUGGGCCUUCUGGCACACCUGCUCCCCCUUCUGGAUGGGAGGAUUACUGAUGCCAGAAUCGCACUAUGUUCAAAUAAUGGAGUUGGUGGAUUGCCUUAUUGUGUGUACAUAUCAUGAUA
Molecule: messenger RNA, 1215 nt
Organism: Rhineura floridana
Lineage: Eukaryota; Metazoa; Chordata; Lepidosauria; Squamata; Rhineuridae
Product: carcinoembryonic antigen-related cell adhesion molecule 18-like
Exons: 4
Source: RefSeq, a predicted model, not a curated record